Messenger RNA from Dendronephthya gigantea, 1812 nucleotides. RefSeq names its product fibrous sheath-interacting protein 1-like. The transcript has 16 exons. Lineage: Eukaryota; Metazoa; Cnidaria; Anthozoa; Malacalcyonacea; Nephtheidae. The record is from RefSeq and is a predicted model, not a curated record. Bases 91 to 1695 code for a protein of 534 amino acids.
AUGGCCGCCAGAACAUCCUUGACAACGCAAAAGCGUCUGAAUAUUCUCGUGCAAUAAAACCACUGAAUAAAACUCAAAUAGUUUCAUGGCAUGGAAAUAGUUUCAGAGGGAAGCUUAGAGUUUAUCAGCAGACCAGCUUCAACAAGCAAAAGAUGUGGUAGUCGAUCCUCUGUGAGAUCAGCAUCAAGUUCAGUACAACAUUCCUUGGAUAUUCUUCCUCCAGAAGAACCAACUCUUAACUGGUCAAACAAAUUUGAGGUUGAAAAGGAUAUUGUUGUCACAGAUGUCACAGAUGAUGUAAUUUUUGGGAACGAACAAGAUUUGUUAAAUACAGAUGAAGCCUCCUUACAGGCAAAUACUGAAGAAGCCAAUGAUGAGAUAACCAACUCUGCUUUGUCUCCCGAUUCAACUAAAACUGAGCAACAGAAAGUCAACUUUGAAAACGAGGAGGGAAAUUAUUUGUCAGCAAAUGAAAAAACUUUGGAAGUGACGACAGAGCAAUAUGAAAAUGCAUCAGAAAAUAUUGAAACACAACCUGAUCAGGAUGAAGAUAUUUUAAAAAGCGGAAACAGUUCAACCACAGGAAAUUAUGACAAUCUUGAUCCAAAAGUUCGACAAGGACUGGAGAGAAUCAAGAAACUUGAUAAUAUUUUGAGUGAGAAAACGAAGAGGGAAAGAGAGGUCAAGAGACAACGUCUUGAUCAAGAACGUUUAUGGCGGGAACAACUUGAUGUGCUUGAGAAAAAUAGAGAUGCUGAACUUGGGAGACCUGUUGAUCUUGGGCCUGCUCAUAUGUUGGCUCUUGGAGCUCCACAGGACACAGAUGAAAGUGUUUACGAGGAUUCUCCACCAGUGACUCCACUGUUUACUACACAACCCCUGGUGGAUGAGGAAAGAAUGCAAAAACAUUUUGAAGGAAGCUCUUCUCAGACACAUUCCAGUGACGUUAAAGAAGAUGACAUCCCGACUGCGGAAAGUAAAAAUAAAGCAGGUGCGAGUGGUGUUGGGAAUGAGGAGAAAGUGAGGAAAAAUAACAAAAAGAAUAAAAAAGAUGGGAAAAUGAGAAAGAGGGAUUUUAUCAAGCGAAAUAUUUUGUUAGCAGCGGAUGCUAAUAACAUGGUCGCUAUGACGGAAGAGGAGAAGAAACGACUGGAAGAAAUCCUUUCUGAUGUAGGAGAUCUUAUGGAAGAGCCAGUGAAUAAGGAAUCAUUGAUUCUAUAUGGAAGUGGUUUUGUUCCAAGUCAAGAAGAGGCUGAACAACUGGCUGAUAUAGACACUCGUCUACAGUCUCUUAUACCAUGUGAAGAAUACGCAGCGUUGUGUGAACAAACUGAAGAAGACAAGCAAUCUCUUCACAGUGAGACUCCAAGAAGUGGAACAGGAAGUUUUCUUUCUGAAAAAGAUAUGCCAACGUUUGGUGAGUUGGUUUUACAAGAAAAGAAAGAAAUGCGUGAAAUGAAACAGCGAUUAAUGGCGAUAGAAAAUCAACUACAAGGAUUUCAAGACGAUGACCAUGACGAGGGUAUUCUGUCUGAGUCCUUACUACGACAUCUUCUGGAUGAUAGUUCCCGAACAACUUCUCAAGCUACAACUAUCUUCGACAGAAUUUCAUCAACGAGUUAUGACACUACAUCCAGUUUUGAUAGCAGUUCAGUCAUCUCGAUUAUCACGUCACCAAGCAUGGAGGAGCAAUGAUGUAAUGUGAUGUGGUCUUGUGUGUUCAGGUGGCUGGUCAUGAUGGAGUGAUAGAUGCUUUUGAAUUGCAAAACCUGCUUCAGACUUGUUUUCGUCGUGAGUUGGGGGAGUACAAGU